Molecule: messenger RNA, 799 nt
Organism: Umbelopsis ramanniana AG
Lineage: Eukaryota; Fungi; Mucoromycota; Umbelopsidomycetes; Umbelopsidales; Umbelopsidaceae
Exons: 1
Coding region: 15-524 (169 amino acids)
Biological process (GO): exon-exon junction complex disassembly
Cellular component (GO): exon-exon junction complex; cytoplasm
Molecular function (GO): RNA binding
Source: RefSeq, a predicted model, not a curated record
CGUUUCAAUACAACAUGGCAUCGAAUGUUUCGGGCAUUGUAGGGGAUGGUGACGAACGGUAUAUACCAGGAUCUCGAAGACCCGAUGGAACACUUAGAAAAGAAAGAAAAGUUCGACCUGGAUUCACGCCUGCUGAAGAUGUAGUACGAUACAGCAACUCGCGCAUAGAGGCGAGCAAACCUAGCCAAUAUCCUCCAGGGUAUACUCCCAAAACAAAGCCAGAAACAUCAUCUGUGGCCAAAAAGAAAGCGAAUAAGGUGGAAAAGGUUGAUUCAGGCGCUGGUCAACCCCGUCUUCAGGAACCUAAAUCCAAAGACGCACCAGUCUCAACGUCUUCAGCUUGCCCCGCGUCUUCUGCAGCAACUGAGAAGGAGAAAAAGAUCAAGGCACUUCAGAAGAAGCUUAGACAAAUUGACGAAUUGAAGGCUAAACAAAAUAGUGGUACAUCGCUUAACGCAGAGCAAUUAGACAAGAUCACCAAAGCCAAAUCAUUGGAGGAAGAGUUGAGCAAAUUGAAGAUAUGAGCUGUCGGCGAUCCCACUUGUAUAUAAUUUUGACUUUUUCGCUUUUUUUCAAGAUUUAUUUGCAUCAUUGUUGCAAUUGAAUAACUUUGGGUUUGACAAUAAAUCAUCCGACAUCAAAGUUACAGAAGUGUUGGUGGUCGUGACGAAGGCAGCGAUCACCACAGAUUAUAGAGUUUUGGAUGCCUCUUCGUGUAGUAAUACAUAUUCUCUCGUGCUGUCCCCAAAUUUAAGCACAUCGCUCAACUUGAGCUCAAUAUAACGAGUAUCUGGUAUCC